Molecule: messenger RNA, 1006 nt
Organism: Osmerus eperlanus (European smelt)
Lineage: Eukaryota; Metazoa; Chordata; Actinopteri; Osmeriformes; Osmeridae
Gene: tssk6
Product: testis-specific serine kinase 6
Exons: 1
Coding region: 145-948 (267 amino acids)
Biological process (GO): protein phosphorylation; intracellular signal transduction
Cellular component (GO): cytoplasm
Molecular function (GO): ATP binding; protein serine/threonine kinase activity
Source: RefSeq, a predicted model, not a curated record
CCAAUUUUGCCACAUCAGACACCAGCACCUGUCAUUCAAGUUGGUUGCUGACUGUUCAGGGGCUGCGACUGAGACCCCUGAUGUCGAGAUGAACCGGUCACAUUUUGAAGAUCAGUAACUCAAACCUACCUGCCAAAUUCAAAAAUGCACACCGAGAAGGUUUUGCGCGGGAUGGGUUACAAACUGGGGAUAACGAUCGGCGAGGGAAGCUACUCCAAAGUCAAACUGGCCAGCUCACAGAAACACAACUCACAGGUCGCCAUCAAAAUCGUUGACCGUAGAAAGGCACCUCUUGACUUCGUGAGCAAGUUUCUACCCAGAGAACUAGCACUGUUGAGAACUGUCAGACACGCCAACAUAGUGCAUGUGCACGAAUUCAUCGAAGUUUGCAACGGGAAACUAUACAUUGUUAUGGAGGCAGCAGUAACGGAUUUACUCCAAAAGAUCCAAGAGGUCAGUUGCAUCGCUGAAGACCAGGCCAAGCCUAUGUUCUCCCAGAUUGUCAGCGCUGUGGACUACCUUCACGAAAACAACAUCGUGCAUAGAGACUUGAAGUGUGAAAAUGUACUACUGACUAUAGACAAUCAGGUGAAGAUCACCGACUUUGGUUUUGGGAGGUUUUCUGCGGGCUACCCGGAACUGAGUAGCACCUACUGCGGAUCUGCGGCCUAUGCCCCACCCGAGGUCCUCCUUGGAGUUCCGUACGACCCUAAGAAAUAUGAUGUGUGGAGUCUGGGUGUUAUUCUGUAUGUCAUGGUCACCGGGUGCAUGCCGUUCGACGAUACCAACGUCAGCAAGCUCCCGCGCAUCCAGCGCAAGGCCUUGGUCUAUCCAGAAGACUCAACAGUGAGCGAACCUUGCCGAGAAUGCAUCAAAGUUUUGUUGCAGUUCAGCCCCUCGAACCGUCCGACCAUAAAACAGGUGUUAGAGCAGUCUUGGCUGCAAUAGACAAGAGGCUUUGGGAUGAGUGUAUCAUUAAACGUGGUUCAAUUGCAAAACAAACUUA